This is a messenger RNA of Microplitis mediator, 802 nucleotides long. RefSeq names its product 39S ribosomal protein L11, mitochondrial (gene mRpL11). Gene Ontology annotation, cellular component: ribosome; mitochondrial large ribosomal subunit. The transcript is spliced from 3 exons. Gene Ontology annotation, molecular function: large ribosomal subunit rRNA binding; structural constituent of ribosome. The record is from RefSeq and is a predicted model, not a curated record. Gene Ontology annotation, biological process: translation. The coding region runs from base 94 to 684 and encodes 196 amino acids. Lineage: Eukaryota; Metazoa; Arthropoda; Insecta; Hymenoptera; Braconidae.
GCUAUUUAUAUAUUUAAUAUCAAGCCGGUAUUUAUUUUGUUGUUCUUAGUAUUUUAUAAUAAGACAGUAAAAUAAUAAAUAUAAUAAUUAAAAAUGUCGAAAGCAGCAUCACGUCUAAAAAAAACAAAAAAACUGAUGGACAAAAUUGACCAUAGUUCUAAAUUACGAACACAUAUACCAGCUGGUUUAGCAUCACCAAGUCCACCUCUGGGUUCACAACUUGGACAGAGAAAUAUAAAUAUUGCUAAUUUCGUUAAAGACUUUAAUGAAAAAACUGCACAUAUUAAACAAGGCAUACCAAUACCAUGUAGAGUUAAAGUAUUACCUGAUAGAACUUAUGAUCUCGUGAUGCAUUUACCUCCAACAGGGUAUUAUCUAAUGCAAGCUGCUGGAAUUCAAAGAGGUGCUAUGAAUUCAGCAACCGAAAUUGCUGGUAAAAUAACAUUGAAACAUCUGUAUGAAAUAGCCAAAAUAAAAUCUCAGGAUCCACCAUUAUCGUUGGUGACUCUGCCACAAAUAACACAAAUGUUCGUUAAUAUUGCAAGAACAAUAGGUAUUAAAAUUGUCCGUGACUUAGAUCCUGAAGAGUAUGCUGAAUUUUUGAAAGAACGAGAAGCUAUUGUUGCUGAGCAGAAGAAAGAACUACAGGAAGCCAAAGAAGCUAAAAUGUUGCGAACGGCUUAGUUCAUUUAACUGCUUAUAGUGUAUAGAAUAUAUUUAACUGUAAUCUAUUAUUUUAAUUAAAUGCUGAAUUUCAUUUCUACCUUUUAUCAACUAAAAUAAAGUUAUUGUUUCAAUGAAA